ACUUGGAAGAAACAAAGUAAGUUCAGAGAAGACGAAGAACUGUACAAACCUACAAGAAUCCAACAAUAUAAAAUGACCAAGACAGAUCCAGACCCCACAAAUUCCUACAAAACUCCACUAUUAAACAAAUCGAGCGAGGUUUGUUGAGAAUAAACAAUGGAGGAAGCAGCACCUUUCUCUCGCAUAUGCUAUAAUUUACGAAAAGCCAAACCAUAUUUUCCCAAAUCAUACAGUCACUCCCAAACGUUGUUCUUAUCAUCUAAUGGGUUCAAUUGCGUUCUCACUGUUUUCCCCAAAACUUUACACGAAACCCCGAGUCGACGGGGGUACGCCGGUGGCAAUGAUGGCCUACCCCACCCCUUCCCCCGCCGCUGCGGCAACCAAAUCUAAUUUGGGUUUCAAAAAUUUAAUGGAGAGUUUCACUGUGGACAUUCAUCGAGCAGAAGGAAGGCAAUUAAACGUGCCAUUGAUUGCACCUUUUACGAUUGCGUCGUCGAGGCUCGAGGGAGUGGAGAACGUCGCGGUUCGUGUGGAGUUGAAUAACGGGUGUGUUGGGUGGGGGGAGUCUCCGAUUCUGCCAUUUGUCACGGCGGAGGAUCAGAUCACGGCUUUGAAGAAAGCAGGGGAAGCUUGUGAGUUUUUGAAGAAGAGUCAAGCGAUGAGUUUGGGUGAUGUGUUGCGAGAAAUCGGUCAUCUUCUUCCUGGACAUGAUUUUGCUUCUGUUAGAGCAGGGGUGGAGAUGGCUGUGAUUGAUGCGGUUGCUACUAGCAUUGGCACGCCAUUAUGGAGAUUCUUUGGUGGAGUUUCAAAUACAAUAACAACAGAUAUAACAAUACCGAUUGUUUCACCAAAAGAAGCUGGUGAAUUGGCUUCAAAGUAUUGUAAAGAAGGGUUCAAGACUUUGAAGCUUAAAGUUGGAAAAGAUUUGAAUACAGAUAUUGAAGUGCUUCAAGCUAUACGUGCAGCCCAUCCUCAUUGUCUAUUUAUUUUGGAUGCUAAUGAAGGCUACUCCUCUUCUGAAGCUAUUCAAGUUCUUGAAAAAUUACAUGAAAUGAAUGUGACUCCAGUUCUUUUUGAGCAACCGGUUCACAGAGACGAUUGGGAAGGUCUAGGCCACGUGACUCAAGUUGCGAAAUCUAAAUUUGGUGUAUCGGUUGCUGCUGAUGAAAGUUGUAGAAGUUUAGCGGAUGUUAAGGAAAUAAUAAAACGACAGCUGGCGGAUGUUGUUAAUAUUAAAUUAGCAAAAGUAGGUGUCCUUGGGGCUCUUGAGAUAAUCGAUUUGGCAAAAGCUUCUGGACUUGAUUUGAUGAUUGGUGGGAUGGUUGAGACUAGACUUGCCAUGGGCUUUGCGGGCCAUCUUGCUGCUGGUCUUGGCGGCUUUAAAUUUAUUGACUUAGAUACACCACUUCUGCUGUCUGAAGAUCCAGUUUUCGAGGGUUAUGAAGUUUCUGGCCCUACUUACAAGUUCACAAAUGCUAGAGGACAUGGUGGGUUCCUUCACUGGGAUAAUCUUGCUUGGCUCAAUGGUUCACCGGUUAAAGAAAGAGGACUGGUGAGUCGACUCAGUGAGUGA
Molecule: messenger RNA, 1573 nt
Organism: Lactuca virosa
Lineage: Eukaryota; Viridiplantae; Streptophyta; Magnoliopsida; Asterales; Asteraceae
Source: the annotation of a GenBank genome assembly